This is a messenger RNA of Anolis carolinensis (green anole), 3103 nucleotides long. RefSeq names its product MAM domain containing 2 (gene mamdc2). Bases 170 to 2242 code for a protein of 690 amino acids. The transcript is spliced from 14 exons. The record is from RefSeq and is a predicted model, not a curated record. Gene Ontology annotation, cellular component: membrane. Lineage: Eukaryota; Metazoa; Chordata; Lepidosauria; Squamata; Anolidae.
UGUGGUUGCUUCCACUCAGUGCUCCAAGUCUUUCCUUGACAGAGAGCAGAGUCUCUCUCCCGGCCGGCGGCUCCAUUCCCUAGAAGCGGGGGAAGCGGCAGAGCCAGAGACAGCCUGGGGGCUUUGGCUUCCUUCGCUCCGUUGCUUUUGCCCCAUUGAAAGCCCUGCAAUGAUGGUCCUCCUGCAUCUUCUCAUGCUGCUUCUGCUGCACGUUUUGCCGUUUGCUGGAGCUGUUGAACUCCCUGCGGGCUCUUGUGCUUUUGAAGGCAGUACGUGUGGCUAUGAAUCAGACUUCGCAUCCCUGCCGUGGAUUUUGAAUGGAGAAGGUCAUUACAUUUCUGUGGAUACCUCACAAGGUACAGAUGGUGACUCAGCUGUAUUACUUAGUCCUGAACUCUCUACAGAAGAAUGGAGCUGUAUUAGACUUAUAUACCAAAUUGCCACAUCUUCAGAGUUAGCAGCAGAUGCUACGACUUUAAAUGUGUACCUCAGGGUGGAAGGAGAAAGUUUUGAUCAUUUACUUUGGACAACUACUGAACCCUCAGAGAGCUGGCUCAUUGCUAGUCUUGAUAUUAGAAAUAGUACUGACAGAUAUAAGAUUGUAUUAGAAGGUGUGUUGGGAAGAGAUAAUUUUGCCAGCAUAGCAAUUUUUGAAAUUAAAAUUACUACUGGCUACUGCAUAGAAUGUAAUUUUGAAGAGAACCAUCUGUGUGGUUAUAUGAACCGCUGGAACCCCAAUGUGAACUGGUUUGUUGGUGGAGGAAACAUUGGAAAUUCCCAGUCCAUCCUUCCAAGAGAUCACACUCUUAAUAAUGAAUAUGGCCACUACAUGUAUGUAGACUCUCUCUAUGUCAAGCACUUCCAGGAAGUGGCUCAGCUGGUCUCCCCUAGAACAACGGCGCCUAUGUCGGGCUGUUUGUCCUUUUAUUACCAAGUGCAGCAGGAUAAUGGCAUUGUUUUUACCAUCUACAUGAGAGAUAUAAAUGGCUUUUAUGAAGAGCUUUGGAAAGCAGGCGGCUACACGAAGAAUGGCUGGGUUUUAGGAGAAGUUGAUUUCAGUGCUCCAUACCCAAUGGAGAUUAUUUUUGAAGUUGCUUUUAAUAGUGCCAAAGGGGGAUAUAUUGCUCUAGAUGACAUUUCAUUCUCUCCGGUUUUCUGUAGCAAUGAGACAGAAAUUUCCUUCAGUCCCAUACAGGCAAGUUGCAAUUUUGAGGAUGAUCUCUGCAACUUUUAUCAAGAUCACAUGGAUGGCCCUGGCUGGAGCAGGGUGAAAGUAAAGCCUAAUGCAUACAGACCAGGUGACCAUACAACUGGCAUGGGUUACUACUUGAUGGCAAACACAAAGUUUACCUCGCAGCCUGGGUACAUUGGACGUUUGUACAGCCCCACUCUGCCAGGAAAUACACAGUAUUGUCUGCGGUUUUAUUAUGCCUUACAUGGCUUUUUCAAAAUGAGGGAUACCUUGGCUGUGUACAUCUUUGAAGAGAACCAUGUGGUUCAAGAAAAAAUCUGGUCUGUCUUAGAAACUCCCAGAGGAGUCUGGACUCAGGCUGAAAUCACCUUCAAAAAGCCCAUGCCUUGCAAGGUGGUGUUUGUUAGCUGGUGCAGAAGCUUUUGGGAUUGUGGCCUGGUGGCAUUAGAUGAUGUUUCAGUGACUUUAGGAAGCUGUCAUGUUGCUGAUAUGCUGCCCGCUUUUUCUGGAGAAUGUACUUUUGAACGAAAUGAAUGUGGAUUCAUGCAGCAAAAGAGAAACCGGAGUGGGUGGCAUAGAAGAAGAGGCCAUACGCCAACAUCUUACACUGGACCAAAAGGAGACCACACUACUGGGGUAGGAUAUUAUAUGUACAUUGAGGCAUCCCACAUGAUCUAUGGGCAAAAAGCACGGCUUAUUUCGAGGUUACUACGACGGACCUUUGGAUAUCAGUGUCUUAUGUUUUUUUAUCACAUGUAUGGAGCUGGGACUGGGAUAUUAAAUGUUUAUGUGAAAAAGCAUGGUGGCAAGGAAGAGACACUAAUUUGGAGAAGGCGAGGAGAACAGAGCAUCACAUGGUUAAGAGGCAUAAUUGAGUAUACCUAUGAUAAAUCUCACCAGAUAAUAUUUGAAGCAGUUCGUGGAGUAUCAAUAAGAAGUGACAUUGCUAUAGAUGACAUUUUGUUUCAACGAGGACCUUGUAGAGAAAUGGGAGAAACCACAUUACAGUCUUCUGGAUAUUCUGCAGAUUUUAAUGAAAUCGAAUACUGAACUCUGCCGAUGUCGACGAAGCACCACCUUGCUGAUAUGUAGAAAAAACUGCACCACUCCCUACAAACCCUCACUGUUACAAGUGUUAAAUACUGGACACAAAGCCAUGGGAAGAAAUAAGCAAAGUCUCAAUCUUGGCCUUGCUAAUCAAGUUACUGACUCAGGGCUUCCCACACUUUGGUUUCGUUGAAUGUUGUCUUGCAUGUGACAUCAGUUAUUCAAGAGAGUUAUUAAUUUGCACAGAGUGUGCACUAGUGGACAGAUAUUUUUGGGGCACAUUAUUACAGAAGGUAAAAUGGACACAAUCAUCCAUUGUAGUAACAAGAUUUGCAUUCAGUGAAUGUCUUGUCUUGAGCAAAUAAAAGUUUUUGUUUUAAAAUAAUGAAGGAAAUGAUAUUAUGUAGGUUAAUUCAAAAUUGUUUCAGCUGUUUGUUCAUGUCAGUAAUGUUUUGGUUGUAAUACAUACAUUGAGUGUUCCAUAAACAGGAGGAUUUUUUUCCAUUUUGCUAUUGCUCUUUAGCAUUUAUGGAAAUGAAUUCAUUUACCAACCUUGCAGCAAACAGCGGAACGUUUGUAAGUGUUUCUGUAAAUGUGUAAUUACAAUAUGAUAAAACAAACCAGCAUUUUUUUUUACAGAAAGCUCAGUUUGGAUUUGUAAUCUUUUUUGAUAUAUGUUUGAGAGAUUUGCACAAAAUGGUUUUUAUAUCAUGCUUAGCAACAUGAUGAGAAGUAAAUAACACAUACUUUGUUGCUGAAUAUUGUAUAGAUAAGUGUGGGUGUAUGUUUUGUAUAUUAUGUGUGUGCAUGUGCCUUUUUUACAGUUGCAAACAUCUAAUAAAAAGUAAUUUUAAAUAACUUUCA